UCACCUCCUAACUAUUGAGUGGGAGAGUAAGGGGGGGAAUGAGAGGGAGGGAGAGAGAGAGAGAGUGAAAGAAGGAGAGAGGGAGGGGGCAAAUAUAUAGGAGUUACAGGCAGAGUUUGAAAAGCCACAGAGCGCUUAUGGCUGAGUAGUGGAGACAGUGAUGAGAGACCGCGAACUCUCACACACACAUAGACCCUCACUGUCCGUCUCUCUAUCUUUUUCUCUUCUCUCUCUCUCUCUCUCUCUCUCAUUCACUCACACACACACACACACACACACACGCAUACUUAGUCACAUAGGGUGACAGUAUUUCCUUUCCUUUCGUCACCAUGCUGAGAGAGCAGAAGAGCCAUCAGUUGUGCGAGAGCAGCGCAGAUUCAGCCACAGACGCAGCUUCAGCCACAGCCAGAGCCACAGCCAGAGCCACUCUCCCAGCCGGGGCAGAGAGAGACGGGGGGCGAUGAUGAGCUGACCAGGGGGUGCCACUUCUCCACCACUGAGAGAGGGAACGCAGUGCACAGCAGCACAGCGCAGCACAGAGCGGUGCAGCAGAGGACGAGACGAGAGGCAGCGCCGCCCACCCAUCCACCCCAACCACCCACCCACCCACCCGUCCGCCGAGGGGGAGCGGGAGACAGAGAGGGACACACAGCUCCAGCAGCUCCUCCGGCAUCUGCAUUCACAGGAUUCACCGACAGCCCUCCCACCACGCACACACACACACACAUACUCCCAUGUGUGUGUGAGCACACACACAAACACACACACACCUGUGAGUGAGCAGACAUGCACACAAAUACAAACCAGUAGACAUGCCAGGAAUAGAAAGAUACGCUGGUGGAUUUUUCUUCAUGUGAUAGACUUUUUCCUCCUUUUUUUUCUUCAUUGCCUUUUUUCAGAAGGAAUGAGAAAGAAAAGAUCCUUUUGAGGAUUUCACCUAAAGUUACUUUUUUGGGAAGAUUUGUUUCUUCUGGAUUCUUUGAAUCUGUCAGAAGCACAACAAAGUGAUAUCUGCGUCUGCUGGCGGGGUGAAAAAAAAACACGAUUAGUCCAGGCACUUCAGCGACGUCUACCCUCUAACUGGAUUAUGUGGAGGAUAUUUUGGACUUUCUCUUUUAGCUUAAAGAAAUUUCCGUGACCGGUGGAUUUGGCACUUCAGUACAAGGACGGAUCCUUUGUGCUUUCUCCCACCCUCUCCCAUGGAUUACCGCUGGGCUUUGGGCUCAGAGAACUCUCUUAUGGAACGCUGCUCACGGCUUGUCAUUAGGGAGAAUUGUAAAGACUGGGAAAACUAGUGUAACCAACCUGGAGGUGUGCCAUCAUGGCAGAGGCGGCAGUGGCGUUGGCAGCAGCGGGGACCGCCGCCUGAGCCCCCCCCCCCCCUUUGCCCGCAGCCCCCGAGGAGCCUCCGCCGAGCGGGCGACCGGUGGCCGGAAGCCCAAGGGGCACGGACCCAAGGCGGCCCCCAUCAGGAUGGUGCCGCCACCCCCCACCAACAAGCCCCACGUGUGCCUGUCCACCAUCCUCAUCAUGAGUAGCAUGGCCCUGAUGGACGCCUACCUGGUGGAGCAGAACCACGGCCCGCGCAAGAUCGGCAUUUGCAUCAUGGUGACGGUCGGUGACCUGUGCUUCCUGAUCGUGCUGCGCUACGUGGCGGUGUGGGUGGGCGCCGAGGUGCGCACGGCCAAGCGCGGCUACGCCAUGAUCCUCUGGUUCCUCUACAUCUUCGUGCUGGAGAUCAAGGUCUACUUCAUCUACCAGAACUACAAAGCCGACCGCAAGAGCCUGGACGCGCUGGCCCGCAAGGCCCUCACCCUGGUGCUGUCCAUCUGCAUCCCCGUGCUCUUCAUCAUCCUGGUGGCCAUCGACCACAUGGAGUACGUGCGCGCCUUCAAGAAGCGCGAGGAGAUCCGCAACCGCCUCUUCUGGGUGGUGGUGGACCUGCUGGACGUGCUGGACAUCCAGGCCAACCUGUGGGAGCCGCAGAAGAAGGGCCUCCCGCUGUGGGCCGAGGGGCUCAUGUUCUUCUACUGCUACAUCCUGCUGCUGGUGCUGCCCUGCGUGUCGCUGAGCGAGAUCAGCAUGCAGGGCAUCAACAUCGUGCCGCACAAGAUGAUGCUCUACCCCAUCCUGAGCCUCGUCACCAUCAACGUGGUGACGCUGUUCAUCCGCGGCAGCAACAUGCUGCUGUACAAGGACAACCGCGUGUCAGCGAUCCUCAUAGGCAAGAACGUGCUGGCUAUCAUCCUCAAGACGUGCAGCUUCGUGCAGUACCGGAGGCAGAUGCAGAGCGCGCCGCCGCCGUUUGGCAUCGAGCUGCAGAAGAACGCCGGGCCCAAGGGUCGGCCCGUGCAGGUGGUGCCGCCCCCGCAGGUGAUCAUGCAGGGCCAGACGCCUCUCCCCGAGGUGACCCCCUGUGAGCACACAUGAUGCACACACAGAGGCUCAGUGAUCCAAUGCAGAUCACAAAACUUUGAUCCUUCUGUGCGUUUUCUCAUGGAUAUAUAUUAACAUAGAAACCAGACUAAAGGAUUCAAAAUGGUGCAAUGACACAUGCACUGAUUGCUAUAGAUCGCUGUAGAAAACAAGGUGCCCUUGGAAAGAAAUGGUUGAACCCGUGGAGAUUCCUGUGACGUGACUCAGACUCAUAAACCUCUAUUGCAUUUACUGGAUUACGUAUUUUUUCUAAUCAGAAAAAAAUUAGAGCAAAUGCAGAUUUAUACUUAUAUUUUUAAACAGUGUGUGGUGAGUAAUGAAAUGGGAAAAAAAAGCUUUGUUGUGCCGUUUUAUUUUAUUUUUUAAAACACAUGCCUCUUCUGUGCUAAAGAAGAGACUGUGUCUUUGUGGUUUCAAAAGAAAACAUAUUUAAUAACACAAUAUGAAGAUUAAAAAAAUCUCUAUACAAAAGAUUUUUAGCAAGAGGAAAUUGUGUUUUCUAUGUGACCUUUGAUAAAGUCUUGUGUUUAU
This is a messenger RNA of Clupea harengus (Atlantic herring), 2967 nucleotides long. RefSeq names its product transmembrane protein 121. NCBI's taxonomy places the organism in Eukaryota, Metazoa, Chordata, Actinopteri, Clupeiformes, Clupeidae. The record is from RefSeq and is a predicted model, not a curated record.